AUUCUUUGAAGUUCACUGAUUGAUUUCAUACAACAAUCAAGGGUACCCAACAAUCAACUAUACUUAUUUCCAAUCAACAAUAUUGGAGUAUAUAAAGUCAACAUAAAAUACUAACGGGGUCAAUUUUUGAAAUACUUAAACAUAUGGGCAAAAACUAGAAAAGAAAAGCAGCAAAAGAAAAAGAAGAGGGCCAAAAUAUAAAUUUAAAUAAUCUUUCUCGAUUUAAAAAAAGGAAAAAUAAAAAUUGCGUUGCAGGUACUCCAUCUCCGUCUCUUUUCCUCCGCAUCUCAACCAUCAGAAAAAAAAUAUCUUCCGACGAAGGAGAAGAGACACACGAAAAAUGGCGGAGACUGGAGGAAUCCGCUGCGGCUGCCGCGAAGUUUCCGGCGGUACCUUCUUCCAUCCCGGAGGAUUCCCUUGCUUCCUCGAGCAGAGAACGAGGAGGAAUCGCAACUUCUUCCGAAACGUUUCUUAUGUUCCUUCUUUCAAACGCGGUCGUUUGAUCACAAAACGGAGCUCCGUCGCCGGUAACAGCCGAAUCUUCAGCAUGGAUGCUCGGGAGAAAUCAAGAUCGUUUGUGUUGGUAUCAUCAAGGCACAAGAAAGUCCCUGUUUACGUGAUGAUGCCUAUUGAUACAUUUGGAAUCGAUGCUUCUGGCUGCCCAAUCAUUAAAAGGCUCAAGGCUUUGACUGUUUCUCUCAAGGCGCUCAAGUUAGCUGGUGUUCAUGGAGUCGCUGUUGAGGUUUGGUGGGGGAUUGUGGAGCGUUUCUGUCCUCUCGAGUUUAAAUGGUCUUUGUACGAAGAGCUCUUCAGGCUGAUCUCUGAGGCGGGGUUGAAGCUACACGUUUCUCUUUGUUUUCAUUCGAAUAUGCACUUGUUUGGUGGAAAAGGAGGCAUCAGUCUUCCACUCUGGAUCCGUGAGAUUGGAGACGUCAAUAAGGAUAUUUACUAUCGAGAUAAAAACGGAUUCUCCAAUAAUGACUAUCUGACACUUGGAGUUGAUCAACUUCCUUUGUUUGGUGGUCGAACCGCUGUUCAGUGCUAUGAAGAUUUUAUGCUCAGUUUCUCUACAAAAUUUGAACCAUAUUUUGGAAACGUGAUUGAAGAAAUAGGUGUCGGUCUUGGUCCUUCCGGGGAGCUUAGAUAUCCUGCACAUCCUUCUGGAGAUGGGAGAUGGAAAUUCCCUGGGAUCGGUGAAUUCCAAUGCCAUGACAAGUACAUGAUGGAAGACUUGAUGACAGUGGCGUCUCAAGAAGGCAAACCUCAAUGGGGAAGCAGAGAUCCUCCAAGUGCGGGCUGCUAUAAUAGCUUUCCAUCUGGGGUGCCUUUCUUUGAGGAGGGCCAUGAUAGUUUUCUCUCUGACUAUGGCCGUUUCUUUCUAGAAUGGUACAGUGGGAAGUUGAUUUGUCAUGCUGAUGCUAUUCUCGCAAAAGCAGCCGAUGUUUUGACGAGACGUCAGGAAGAGGAGAAAAGCUCUGUAAUGUUGGUUGCAAAAAUUGGUGGAAUCUAUUGGUGGUAUAAGACAUCUUCACACCCCGCUGAACUAACGGCUGGUUACUACAAUACCGCACUCAGGGAUGGUUAUGAUCCUGUUGCUUCGGUCUUGUCUCGACACGGUGCUGCUCUGCAUAUCCCUUGUUUGGAUAUGGCGGACAGUGAAACACCUGAGAAGUAUCUCUGCAGCCCUGAAGGAUUGCUUAGACAGAUACACGAUGUUUCGAAGAAGAGGACAAUACAAGUGACUGGUAGAAACACAAGCGAAAGAUUCGAUCAGAUGGGACUAAGGCAAAUACGAGAGAACUGUGUGCAACCGAACGGAGAAACUGUAAGAUCGUUUACAUUUUUCAGAUUGAACGAGAAGAUCUUUAGGGUCGAGAACUGGAACAACUUUGUUCCUUUUAUUAGGCAGAUGAGUGCAGAUGUGUAAACCAACAGUGUAUUUUUCCUUUGUUACAGAAUUGAUCUUCCCUCACCAUAUUGCUUUUUCAGAUAUGUGAUGAGGGUAAAUAAAUCAAAUCAAAAUAUGAAAAUUGUUAUAUGA
Messenger RNA from Brassica rapa (field mustard), 2041 nucleotides. RefSeq names its product inactive beta-amylase 4, chloroplastic. Lineage: Eukaryota; Viridiplantae; Streptophyta; Magnoliopsida; Brassicales; Brassicaceae. The record is from RefSeq and is a predicted model, not a curated record. Gene Ontology annotation, biological process: polysaccharide catabolic process. Gene Ontology annotation, molecular function: beta-amylase activity.